Dermacentor andersoni is the source of this 2379-nucleotide messenger RNA. RefSeq lists its product as uncharacterized. NCBI's taxonomy places the organism in Eukaryota, Metazoa, Arthropoda, Arachnida, Ixodida, Ixodidae. The record is from RefSeq and is a predicted model, not a curated record.
AUGGUUUACGAGCUUGGCGACAACUACGAGUGCGCAGCAAGGCGUCUUAAAGCACAGACAAAGCGCCUCUGGGAAGGAGGUUCGUUGAUUAGGGAAUACGACGCCUGCAUAAGAGACUACAUAGAAAAGGGCUAUGCAGAGCCAGCCAGCAAGGACUGCGGCACGUCGGAAGGUCCGGUGUACUAUAUGCCACAUCAAGCAGUUGUUCGUCGCGAAAGCCAGACGACAAAACUGAGGGUAGUAUUUGAUGCAUCAUCAAGUGCCAAAAAUCGCCUCUCACUGAACAAUGUUUUGGAAAGUGGCCCAAACCUAAACCCAGAGCUCAUUGAUCUGCUGAUCAAUUUCCGCACUUACAACAUUGCCAUUGUUGCGGAUAUUGAAAAGGCCUUUCUCCAAAUAUCACUAUCAGAGAGCGAUCGGAACGCUGUGCAGUUUCUCUGGUACGCUAUGACGCCAAAGAAAGGGGAAGAGCUUCCAACUAUGGUGACCUAUCGCAUGACUCGCGUGCCGUUCGGGGUCACGUCGAGCCCAUUUCUCUUGGCUGCAACGUUGCAACAUCAUCUUGAAGGCCUGCCGGAACGGUAUGCUGAAACUGCAGGUAUUCUGCGCAAGCAUCUUUACGUGGACGACUUUGUAACUGGGGUUGACAGCCUUGACAAGGGUAAAGUCUUGUGCCAGGAGUCCAAAGAUAUAUUGUCUCAAGCAAGGAUGCGGCUACACAAGUGGAUGUCGAACGACCGCGAUCUCGUCAACUUCUUAGAGAAUGGCAAUGUGGAGAGAACGAACGCUGAUGCUGGACAUGCUGCAGCUACAAAGGUAUUGGGAGUAGGUUGGAAUGCUCAGACUGACCACUUUGAAUACAACCUAACUUCACUCAUCGACUUCCUCUCCGCAAGAGCCGACGACAAGAUAUUUGUCCUGCAGGUCUCGGCAAGAAUUUUCGACCCUUUUGGAUUUAUUGCUCCCACAACAUUAUGCGUAAAGGUAAUGUUCCAGAAGUUGUGGGAGUUGGGAAUUGGUUGGGACGAUCCCUUGCCUGAGACAUUGCAGCCUGAGUGGGACUGCUGGUGUAGGGAGCUUCCAUGCAUUGAAGGAGUGUCUAUUCCAAGACUGAUAGCGGCAGACAUUAGUAACGAUGAUACGGAGAAAGUGGUGCAUGUUUUCUGUGACGCAAGCCCGAAGGCCUAUGGUGCUGUCGCAUAUAUCGUGACCAAGUCUCCGUUCGGACUAACAAAUGUCAGCUUGGUCAUGGCUAAAUCAAGAGUGGCCCCUUUGAAACGCCUCUCGCUACCCCGAUUGGAGCUGAUGGGAGCCUUUAUUGGCGCGCGACUAUGCCACUACGUUGCCAAGGCCUUGGAUCUGAAGAACGUUGCUACCAUCCUCUGGACUGACUCUACAGUAGCUAUGUACUGGAUCAAGGGAAACGCUGCCAGAUGGAAGCCCUUCGUGGCAAAUCGAGUCUCAGAGUUACAGGCGCUGACAGAUUCCAGGGAUUGGAGACACUGCCCAGGCUCAGACAACCCCGCUGACCUAAUCACCCGCGGCAUUCUCCCAUCGGCCCUGCGGGAAAGCGAACUGUGGUGGAAAGGACCCCGUUGGCUUCAGGAGGAUGACACGUGUUGGCCAAUGAUAAGUGAGCCGAGCUCGAAGGUUAGGGAGUGCCAAAUGGAAGAGCGAAAGGUGACGGUGAUGCCCAUAGUAUCAUCGUCAUCCAUGGCAAUUUUCAAUGCUGAGAAUUAUAGUUCAUUCAGCAAAGUCGUGCGAGUAACCGCGUGGGUCCGCCGCUUUGUCGACAACUGCCACAAGAAAGAAGGAAGGACGAUCGGCCCAUUACGAGCUGAAGAAGUAAUCAGCGCCGAAAGAUACUGGUUGGCUAAAGCUCAAGAAGAUGCGUUCAGCGACGACAUUUCAAACCUGAAGAAUCAAAGACCGCUGCACAAGAGCUCUCCUGUUUUGCCUUUCAACCCGUACUUCGACAAAGAGGGCCUCAUGCGAGUUGGUGGACGCUUGCAAUUCAGUGAUAACAACGAAGAGACUAAGCAUCCCAUUGUUCUUCCUGGCAAGCACCCCCUCACGUCACUGCUCAUACGGAAGGAACAUUUGAGAAUGCUGCACGCGGGCGUACGCGAUACUCUAGCACAGCUGCGAGAAUCGUAUUGGAUUAUUCGAGGACGUCAGGCCGUAAAGAAAAUUAUCAAGCAGUGCCUCGUCUGUCACAGGCAAAGUUGCCCUCCCGCUACGGAACCAGUAGCACCACUUACAGCUGACAGAGUGACAAAGGGAAACCCGUUCGACAUCGUUGGCAUCAAUUUUGCAGGGCCCUUGAUUUGUCAACAGUCACGCGACAGCAAAAAAUGCUACAUCGCUAUUUUCACCUGA